Molecule: messenger RNA, 1669 nt
Organism: Onychostoma macrolepis
Lineage: Eukaryota; Metazoa; Chordata; Actinopteri; Cypriniformes; Cyprinidae
Gene: mfsd2al2
Product: major facilitator superfamily domain containing 2a-like 2
Biological process (GO): carbohydrate transport
Cellular component (GO): membrane
Molecular function (GO): symporter activity
Source: RefSeq, a predicted model, not a curated record
CUGGUGAAACCAGCAGAAUGAGCAAAUUACAGUAGAUUCGGUUAUGAUUAAAGACUGAGAAAACAGAGCACCAAAGACCAAUCACGCUGACUGACCACAAUAUGCCGACUGCUACAACACGGCCGGAUAAAGAACAGAGUGUUUUCACCUGUAUCAGUGAUGAACACUGCAACAGAGAAAGACAAGAGACCUCUGUGAAGCUUCCCCUGUCCAGAAAGCUGUGUUAUGCAGUGGGUUUUUCUCUACAGAUCUUUCUGUUAGAUGUAGUGCAGAUGGAGGUUUUUUCAGUAUUUUUGAUUCUGUUCAUCAGUCAUGCCUGGGAUGCCGUGACUGAUCCCGUUGUUGGGUAUCUAGUGAGCAGGAGUAGCUGGACCCAAAUCGGCAGGCUCCUUCCAUGGGCUGUGCUGUCAAUGCCAUUGGCCAUUCUCGCUUACAUCUUCCUGUUCAGUGUGCCCUGGUAUCUAGCCAUCAGGUGUCUUUUUGAGACCUUUAUGAGUUGCUACAGUGUUCCAUACACAUCCCUCAACAUGUUUCUGGGAGGAGAUCAACAAGACAGAGACUCUGCCACAGCUUACAGAAUGAGUGUGGAGGCGUUUGCUAUGCUGAUGGCGGCUGUGAUUCAGGGUCAGGUGCUGUGGGUGUAUAACAAAGACAGAGAUCAAGCCUGUCUGAACGUGAACCAAACACCAGAUCUCCCACACAGCGCUGCGCUGCAUGAAACUAGAAGUGCCUUUAUGAUAUCAGCACUGGUCAUGAGCGCUCUCUUCUUUGUUUGCUGUGUGGUGCUGUUCCUGGGGGUCAAAGAGCAAAGAGGGCCUCUCAGUGGUUAGAGUCACAUGCACACUACAUACCUGAAUGCUGUGAAGAAGCUGAUUGGCCAUGUGUCAUACCAGCGUCUGGUCCUCGGCUUCCUCUUCUCCACUUUAGCUUUUCAGAUGUCUUUGGGGAACUUCACACUGUUUUGCACUCACGUUGCUGGCUUAGGAGCUCAGGGGCCUUUCCAGUAUCUCAUGUUAGCUAUACUGGUGUCCGCUACCAUAUCAGUGCCAAUGUGGCAGAUGACGCUGGUGAGGCUGGGCAAGAAAACUGCACUUUUUAUAGGUCUACCUCUCCUCAUUCCAGCUCUAGUGGUCCUAGGUUCCAUGCCAGAGAACUUUCCGGUGUACAUGGUUAUGUGUGUUUUGGCUGGAUCUAGUUUAGCGGCACUGUUCUUGUUACCAUGAUCAAUGCUGCCAGAUGUAGUGGAUGAGUUCACUGUUCAGAACCCGUUCUGCAGAGGCCUGGAGCCCCUGUUUUUUUCCUGCUCAAGGUUUUGCAACAAGCUUGGAGGAGGUCUGUCAGCUGGCAUCUCCACUGUGAGUCAGCACUCGCUCUCUCUAAAUAUGCCUGAUUUACACUUCACACGAUAUAAAGCAGGUGCAUGUAGUCAUGCAGAUUGAGUUGUCUUGGCCUUGCAAUUGCUUUUGGCCCCCAUCCCAAUCGCCUUUUUGCUGGUGGGUUUAGUGUUUUUCUAUCUGUACCCAAUUAAUGAAGUACGACGGAAGCAGAUUCAACAAGCUCUCAGAAACACAAGGUAAGGUAUACGAGUGUCAGCCAAUGUCUAAAUCUUAUAUGAUUUAUGAAUGUUAUUAAUAAUGUAUUCUGUAUUUUCUUUUGCCUUUUUAGGUCU